Rhopilema esculentum is the source of this 825-nucleotide messenger RNA. RefSeq names its product plasmolipin. The record is from RefSeq and is a predicted model, not a curated record. NCBI's taxonomy places the organism in Eukaryota, Metazoa, Cnidaria, Scyphozoa, Rhizostomeae, Rhizostomatidae. Gene Ontology annotation, cellular component: membrane.
GAAGAAGAGGCUACAACUGAUCUCAGCGGGAAGAAGUCGAAAUCAAGAGGCCUAAAGUUUCUGUUUCGUUUGCAUGCUGUAAGGAAGUAAGGAAGUACAAUGGAUGAUGUUGGCGUUUCACCUGCUGCAGUAGCUAAAGGUUUGAUUAAGUUCAACCCGGGCUAUCUAACUACGUUGCCAGGAAUUUGCAAAAUUGUGGAAUUCGUUCUGUUGUUGCUAGCUUGGGCCCUAUGCAGUGGCUUUAGAAAUGGAUAUCCAUACGUGUCCAAUCUUCAGAGCUACCUUACAUAUUCUUCUGGUUCAAUUGGAUUUUUCCUGUUCGUCACAGUCACUCUUUGGAUACUUGUUUUUAUCAUGCUCAUCUUUGGAUUGUUGAGUCUCACUGAGAGGUUGCGAAUUCCAAGCAAGUUGCUUGUUUUUUCAAUUUCUUAUGGAUGUGCUGCAGUGCUGCUGUUGAUCUCAUCUGCCAUCAUUGGAGGGGAUGCUGCAACCUUUCCUGGCUAUUGGUGUGAUGCAAUAAGUAAAAACAAAUUUUUUAGCACGACAUGCGCCACUUACAAGGCUGCCGUGGCUUUUGGGAUUUUUAGCUGUGUCGCGUUUAUAUUCGAUAGCGUGCUGCAUUUUUUCAACCAUCGCAACCAAGGCCCAUCAAUGCCAGUGUAGGACUGUUCCUUCAACUUCCAAAGAAAAGACAAUCGUUUUCUUUUGUAAUUAAGUUUUCCCGAUUACAUAUAUCGUAUAAAGAUAGAAUGCAUCAUUAAUGUGUAUCAGCAAAUUUGUAUCUUCAGAUUGCUUACAGGACAUAGUAGAACCUACGCAAAAGAA